Messenger RNA from Racocetra persica, 154 nucleotides. The record is from the annotation of a GenBank genome assembly. Lineage: Eukaryota; Fungi; Glomeromycota; Glomeromycetes; Diversisporales; Gigasporaceae.
AUGCCGCCUCUAAGGAAGAAGCCCAAAAAAUAUGUUCAACAAACGUUGACCAACAUACUCGCUGUUUCAAAACGAGAUCCCGAAGAACAUAAGUACCCAAAUAAAAGGCUUAAAAGUUCAGAUAAAAGUGAUAUACAGAAUGAGACUAUAUCUG